Molecule: messenger RNA, 1278 nt
Organism: Xenia sp. Carnegie-2017
Lineage: Eukaryota; Metazoa; Cnidaria; Anthozoa; Malacalcyonacea; Xeniidae
Product: regulation of nuclear pre-mRNA domain-containing protein 1B-like
Exons: 7
Coding region: 83-1060 (325 amino acids)
Biological process (GO): mRNA 3'-end processing
Cellular component (GO): RNA polymerase II, holoenzyme
Molecular function (GO): RNA polymerase II complex binding
Source: RefSeq, a predicted model, not a curated record
CUCGAACAGACAUAAACUUUAUAUAUUUUCAAAACAAUUAUAUUAUCGUGCAGAGAUUAAUACAUAAUAUUACUAAGGAAAUAUGUCUUUUAGUAGCAGUGCGUUGGAAAAGAAACUAAGUGAAUUAUCGAGCUCUCAGCAGAGCAUACAAACUCUCUCGUUAUGGUUAAUUCAUCACCGUAAACACGCAAAAACUGUAGUCGAUGUUUGGUCAAAACAGCUUUUAAAAGUUAAACCAGCCAAGAAAAUGACCUUCAUGUAUCUUUGCAAUGAUGUCUUACAAAAUAGUCGAAAGAAGGGAACCGAAUUCAAUAAAGAAUUUGUAACCGCUCUCCCCAAUGCUAUUAGUCAUUGUUCUAAAGAGUUCUUACCUGAAAUGCAAAAAUCGUUGGAAAGAAUUAUUGACAUUUGGUCCCAGAGAGGUGUCUACGAAGCAGGAGUUAUUGAGAAGUUUCAAGCCUCACUUGCUUCCAAAACCUCAUCACCAGCAGCAAAACGCUCACGGAUUGAACCACCUUCAAAUGAGGUUGAUCAAGUGGACAACCAGAAUAAUGAUGAACAUAAUGAAAAUGAUGAGUCGGAAGAUGAUGAAACUGCUGAACCUCCAGAAUCCGACUAUCUUAUCAAAGCGCUUAAAGAUUUGGAACGCAGUGCAUCACAGGAUGCAGAGGUGCGCGAGAGGAUAGCUAACCUUCCUACCGAAGUGCAAGAUGCAUCUGGUUUGGAGAAAAUACAAGAUCGUGAAAGUGCAGAGAAACUAGCAAAAGUUGUGGAGAGUGCAUGUGUUUUACUUGCAGACUACAAUGGUCGAUUAUCAGCAGAACUUGAAGAUAGAACGACUGUGUGCAAAAUGCUCAAAGCAUAUCUGUCCUCUCAAAAGAAAAAAGUUGCUGAUUGUGAUAAACGCAUCGAGAAAUACAAGGCGAAGUUAGAAAAAGUUGCGCUAGUGAGGAAGGAGCUACGUGCCCAUCUAGACAAUCUUCCUGAUUUAAGUCUUCUACCUGACGUCACUGGCGGUUUAGCGCCCUUGCCGUCCGCGGGCGACCUUUUCGCGAGGUGACUUUAGGAGAAUAUAUUUGUGUAAAUACUAAAUAUCAUGAUUUUAAUUUUCAAGUCUAACAUACAACUUCGAUUCUUAGUCUCAAUAUUUAUAACAUUACAUAAAAAUGAAUUUUACUGCUGUCUCAGAGCUGGUUUAUAACAUUUUAACCAACCUUAAACAAUGCUGGAAACGUUUUUGUCAGAAAAAAUAUUUGUUAAUAAAAAUUGACUCUACAA